This is a messenger RNA of Ruditapes philippinarum (Manila clam), 8047 nucleotides long. RefSeq lists its product as uncharacterized. The coding region runs from base 164 to 8047 and encodes 2627 amino acids. The record is from RefSeq and is a predicted model, not a curated record. The transcript is spliced from 22 exons. Lineage: Eukaryota; Metazoa; Mollusca; Bivalvia; Venerida; Veneridae.
AUGUUCCUUAGCAACAGAAGGUCGCGCCAGGAUUCCGUAGUUUACACUUACUCACAACCGUUGAUUACAUACAUCGUGAAAAUGUGUGGAUUAGAUUCAUUCUUAAUUUUGAAUUAUUUCAAAUAGUUGAAUUAUUUCAUACAGUUAAACAACUUGUGGAGAAAUGUUUGAAUCGACAUUAAUUAAAUCAUUUUUUUAUUUUCUUAUUCUACUGCGUGUUAGUUAUUAUCAGACAGAAUCGACAACCGGAAGUUGUGAUUCUCCAUUGACAAAUGAUCUCCGGGACAACCAGUUUUCGGCAUCUUCUGAAUAUGACGUCACGCAUAAUGCAAGUGCGGCGAGAAACGGUGGUGCUGGGUGGAUUGCUGGCACAAAACAGUUCCAGUACCUGAAAAUAGAUCUCGAGGAUGUUUGGGAAAUAACAAAAAUCACAGUCGAAGACAGCGAUAAUGGUUGGUACUCGAGGACAUUCAGGAUAUCGUACAGUACUGAUGGUUAUAUAUGGAUGCCAUAUAAAAUACGGUUAUCAGAUGAUGUGCUCGGAGAUUUGAUUGAAAGACAAGGACAAUCUACAACAACGGAUCUUGAUCCUUCCAUAAAGGCCCGAUAUUUGACGUUCAGCCCAGUAUUAUAUUACAAUUGGAUGUAUCCUUCACUGCUGAUAGAGUUAUUUGGAUGUCAGCACUCAAACGCACCAGAUGUGGAUGUCACUUCCGUCGGAAAGAGUAUUGACGUGGAUACCACAUGGAUUCCAAGUCAAAGUCCAAUUAUUGUCAAUGAUAUGAUAGUUGUACGACCAGCGGCCACAUUAACGAUACAAGCAGGUGUAUCUGUUGUCUUCUUGUCAGAGAAUUCUGGAAUUGAAGUUUGGGGAACUUUCAUUUCAAACGGAAUACCUGGACUUAAUGUAUUGUUGAGCUCCGAAUAUCCGGCUUUGUCGGCUCAUUCACGAUGGAUUGGCAUUACACAAAAUACAGGAGGGAAUGUUACCAUUUCUAACACAAUAAUUCGGCAGGCAUUUAAAGGUGUUCAAGGAAAUGGAUCCCGAGUAAGAAUAUCUUAUUCAGAGAUAUACUCUUGUGCUAGCGGUAUUCGAUUAAUUGGUGGACUACCUGAUAGUGUUACAGAUGACGAGACAGAAAUAAACAAUCAUCAUAUGCUGUUUCACGUAAAUACCCACAACAAUAUAGAUGGUCUUCAAGUUAUCGGUACAAGUCAGCAGCCAAAUAUUUAUAUUGGCUUUUCACAGUUUAAUUCUAAUUUUGAAAACGGUAUAUCUGUAGUAAAUUGGGAUACAGGUGAGAACGACAUACCCUCACACUUAAUAAUAAUCAACAGCUCGUUCGCCAAAAAUCUAAAACAUGGGAUACGAUGUAAAGGCCAGUCGAUGGUCAGAUUUAGCAUAAGAAGAUCUAUAUUUUACAAAAAUUCAGACUCUGGAUUAUAUUUUUACCGAUCUGUACCAUAUCAAUUUACCGGUUACAUACAUAUUUCUGAUUCAGUAUUUAUGGAAACUAAAACUGGAAUCAAUGCGGAGAUAUACUGUUAUUAUAGAAGAUGCACUACAGAUAAGCACGUCCAGCUUAUAUUUGUAAAUAACGUCUUUAAAAAACUUAAAUAUGCAAUAGUUAUACAAUACGAUAUGUAUUAUAUGUCAAACGAAACAGAUAUCAAAAUAGAAAAUAAUACGUUUGUGACAAAUUCACAUGAUAUUCGUGCUUCAUUUAAAACGGAAGGACCUGUUCGGGGUUAUCUGGAAAGUAACAUAUUUCAAGAGUCGCGUUUUCCAAUUUAUAUGAAAAGUGAAACUUUGAAAAAUAACGUAUCCAUUCGAGAAAAUAAAUUUAAAACCUGCUUAUCAAAAUAUGUAGAGGAUAAAUUUAUAGAUAUAAUCGACAUAUCGGCACACAUUUUUAACAACAGUUUUGAACAUUGCCGUUUAUCUACCGGGAUCUCUCUGAAUCAUGGUACUGGACAUUCAUUUGCUUUUAAUUCCAUUAUCAAUACAACUGUGUCAGCUUGCUAUAUAUCAAUAGGUCAAUCCUAUAUUGACAAUGAGGCGUUGAAUUUAGAUUACAACUACUGGGGUACAACGAAUAUUGAGCAAGUCAAAGAUAAAAUAUGUGAUUUUUUUCUUGAUUCCACUAAAGCCAUAACCAAGCUUGAUAUCUAUUUCACAAAUGAAGCGAUGGAAACUACCAGUGACAGUUAUGAUGUUAACGCAUACCGUUCUCUGACAGAUAUUACAAAUAAUAUUACAUAUAUCGGCGGCAUAAUGGACAGCAGUGUGGAUCUGAGUGAAUUUAACGGACAGGAAUUCGUUGUAAACAGGAGUUUAAUUGUUCUUAAAGAUGUCGAGGCUACUUUUGCCGAUGUCAGAAUAACUAUUAAAAGACACAGAGGCAUCAAAGUGUAUGGUACUCUGACAAUCGGGAAGCUGAAUGACGAAUUAAGUAACACAGAACUUACGUUAGAUGGAAAAAUGAGCAGUAGAAAUUACUGGAAUGGUAUAAGUUUAAUAUCAGGAGACGUAAAUGUGUACAGUGUGAUGCUUCAUGGAAUGAACAGAUUCCUGCAGGUAGGAGGCGCUGAUUCAAUGAUUGUCAUCAGUAAUUGUUCUGCGAUUGCUGGGAACAUUAAAAACUUUAUAGACGGUGAAACAACAAACGGAACGUUUUCGUUAAUUAUAGAGGACAGUAACAUAACCGCUUCUAGACCACUACAGCUUACUGCAAUGAAUGGCCAUGUUAACAUCACUAUUACAGGGAGUAGUAUACAUAGCGAGGAUUAUGAAAUAAUUAAAGUAAAAGAGUCAGAAUCAAGUGAAAAUGUAAUAUUAACACAUUUAUAUAUUUCACAAAGUUCAUUUUCUUCGACGAGUAGUUGGGUUUGGGGUUUAAACUUCGAAAGCUGUUCAAGUCACCUUAAAGCUGUAAUAAAAGAUUCAAUGUUCUCAUCAACUCAUUACUCAUAUCGGCAAAGUAUAUUUAAUUACUUAUCUAUGGAAUUUACUGCCAUAAAUAAUACAUUUGGUAAUGCUAAGGUAUUUCUAGAAUUUGCUUUUUGUGGAAAAUCUCCAGCAAACUUUACCAAAGAAAUUAAUGUAAUUGGAAACAAUUUUAAGAGAUCUUUGAAGGAUGGAACUGACAUAGUUAUAGACCAACCCAGUGUCAAACAACAAAGUCACACGUUUAAUAUCGUUAAUAACAAUUUUGACGGCCAGCAAGCGAUCUCGAGGCACGGUAUAAAGUGUAAUAGCUGGAGAAGGGAAAGUCUGCAUUUAAUAAACAUAGAAUCUAAUACAUUUCAAAACUAUGACACUAUUGCAGUUGAUUUAAAUUGUAAACACCAAACUGUCAUGAUAAAAAACAAUAGGUUCGUAUCAAAUCAGCAGUGUAUAGCAAUCAAAUACGGAGUAAUAGAAGGUAUUCAUGUCUCUGGAAAUACGUUUGUAAAUAAUACAAAUCAAGCUGGAAUAAUAUUUCUAGGCUCCGGUGAAUUGGGGUAUCUGACUUGCAAUAUAACGGAAAACAUAUUUGUUGACAACAACGGAACUGUUAUAGCAUUGGGGUGGCAGAAUACAAGACUAAAGUACAAUUUUUUUGAAAAUAAAUAUGCAUUUUAUAAUGUGAAGGUACUUCCAAUGGAUUUUGAUGACUCUGAAAAGAGUAUAGAUGCUACGCUGAACUUUUGGGGCGUGUCAGACUCGAGAGAAAUAUCUAAAGGAAUUUAUGAUAACAAUUUUGAUAACCAACUGUUAACUGUUCUGUAUAGACCAUAUUUGGCAUCAAAAAAUAUAUCUGAUAUACAAAACUUAGAAACGGGAUUUAUUUCGGAAAAUGGUGAAAUCGGAGGGAAAGUUGGAGGAAAUGUAACACUUAACGUGAAUGAUACUCCAUAUUUAGUAGUAGCCAAUAUCUUUGUGGAAGAACAAGACAUACUGACUAUACAGGCUGGAGUUACACUAAACAUCAGACAAGGUGUCGGUAUCUAUGUGAAAGGGAGAUUGAAUGUUGUCGGAAAUUUAGAACAUCCAGUUCUGUUCUUGCCUGAGGAUAAAUCCCUGCCAUGGAGAGGUAUUGAAAUAGAAUCAUCACAAGGUUGUCUGAUCUCUAAUCUCGUUGUCAACGAAACCGAGCAAGGAAUAACAAUUACACAUCCUCAUUUUGAUGUAUCAAAUUUAACUUCGAUGUUUUCACACACAUCUGGAUUAACUCUUAUUCUCCCAAAGAAUCAGGAAAACGAAACCUCAAUCAAUUUCUCUCAUUUGAAUCUGGAACACAAUACGGAAAAUGGAUUAGUUAUAACUGUGUCUAAAGAUGAAUAUAUUGUUUCUCGGUAUAAGGAAAACAUUAAUUUGUUUAUACAGAACAGCAUUAUCUCUCGAAAUAAAAUAAACGGAAUAGAAAUGUUCUCCUUUUUUCGGAUAGAAAUACAUAACUGUGAUAUAUCCGAAAAUAGUGAAAGUGGUAUAGACUUUUCACAACGCAGCGGAAUGAUACAUAUAAUCAAUUCAUUUAUCACAUCAAAUGUAAAGUUUGCUAUAAAAGGAGAAAUUGCAGCUGGAAUAAUAAUAGAUUCCUGUGAAAUUAAAAAUCAUACAUAUGAGUAUUUUAAUUACUGGGGCACACGCUACACUAAUGGAUUUAUAGAGUUAAAGAGAUAUUAUACGUAUUCAAACAUAACUAACAACAUUUUUAUCCGAAAUAACCGUUUUGAAGCUAACACGGCGGACGGGAUCACAAUUUCAAACAAAGAUGGCCCAAAAGGGAUUUUAGAAGUUCAUUUUGACAACAAUAUUUUCACUCUUGGUCGUCGUCCUGUUGUAUGUGAAGCUUAUUCAUAUUCAAAUUGGAAGUUGCUUUUUAAACUGUUCUUUCGAAACAAUACCUUAGAUAAAAAUACACUUCUGUACGAAAAUUUCUUCAUGGAUCUAUUAGUUAGUGACAGCACUUCUUAUCAUAUAGAACUGAAAGAUAACUUUGUUUCCAGUAAUCAAGCAGACUCUUUUCUAGCUUUCUAUAACAACAAAAUAAAUGGUGCGAUAGAAAUAACUGGUAAUACAUUCCAGGAAAAUAAUUUUACAUCCUCUCUGAUAUAUAGUGGAGGUAGAAAUUCCUUACAGCUCCAUCAAAAUGUUUUUGAAUCAUCAAACUCAUAUAGUUGUGUAGUUGAAAUGCCGAAUUUUAUAAAUGAUUUUGAGGCCAAUGCUACCUAUAACUAUUGGGGCACACACUUAGCCCAGGACGUUGUUAACAAAGGUUGCGGAUUUGAAGCAAAUAUGAACAAGAGUUUUGUUUGGAUGUUUCCAUAUUAUGAAGAUAAAGAGUUGACAUUGUUGUCUGGGUCAGGAUUUAAUGUGAGUGGUAUAAUUGGUGGUGAGGUAACAAAAGACACAAUAAUAUCUGGGAGAGAAUAUAACUCAACAGUUCGGAUUCAUAGAUCUAUAUUUAUACGGGAAGGUGUGAAGCUUACCAUCGAAGAGGGUGUUUCGCUUAUAUUUGCGCCGAAGAGAGGAAUAUACGUACAAGGUUCUCUAGCCAUCAAUGGACACAACCUGGCUGUCGUGUUAGAUUCUCAUGAGGUUGACUCCCCUUGGCAUGGCAUUGUUGUCAAUAUUUCUUCACAUGAUAGAACUGGAAAAGUACAAAUUAUUGGCGCUAAAAUCCAGAACACGCUGUAUGGUAUUGUGUCAUACACACCUAGUGUUGAAAUUAAACGAGCUGUAAUAACAAAUUCUUCAAAGAAUUGUCUGACAUUGUCUGAAGCGAAUACACACUCAGUCUAUGACUUUGUUAAUACAAUAUUUAAAUCAUGUGGGGAAAAUGGUAUACAAAUAAAAGGAGUUGGAGCGUACAAUAUUUCGAAUGCCCAUGUUCAUGAUUCUUUAAUUGGUAUAGAAAGUGGUAUGUUUUCUGGUUCGUUCGAAGUACAAUCGUGCGUUAUAACAAGUUGUUCCGUCGGUAUUUCUGUUGAAUCACAAGUUUAUGGCAUCAACAACAGCAUCAGUAUCAUAAAAAAUCGGUUCACUCAAAUUUCAUCUAAAGCGAUUGUUUUGAAAUUUGAGAACAGUAAUCGGUUAAUCUACGAUACAGAUAGAAAAAUAAAAGUCGAUUUAAACACAUUCAAGGAUGUUUGUGGGAUUGUUAUCCAGACAUGGAACCACGUGAUGUCAUCGUUCCGUGACAAUGAUUUACUUGAUUCAAGAUGUAUAAGUCAAACUGACUGUUUUAUGGAAGUAUUAUCAAACGGAAGUUCAACCUUUGAUCAUCUCCGAUUAUUUGAUAUAGCUUUAAAUCGUUUUGAAAAUAUAAGUGCGAAAUGUGUUAUACAACUUGAAGACAACAAGGAAGUCGAUUUACAAAACGUAUUUACAUAUAACACAGUAAGAGAUAACAAGGGAAGGGAUGGUGUUUUACUGGUGAAUUGCAAAUCCUUCAAUAUAUCGGGAAAUGUUUUAGAUAAUCCUGAUUCUGUAUUUGAUAUAAUCACAAAAACAAAAGGAACAUAUUCUGUUAAUGUUACGAAGAACUGGUGGGGUAGUGUAGAUAUAAGUCACGUAUAUAGUCGAAUUUUUGACAAGAGACGUAUUCCGGAUUUAAUACGUUUUGAAAUUGAACCUGUUUUACUUUCAAGCUUUUUUGAUUGUGAAAACGUAAAUAACUGCAGCUCACAUGGAGAAUGUGUCAGUCCAAAUCGAUGCCGCUGCUCAUCUGGAUGGGCAGGUGAAUCGUGUGAGGGUUUUGUUUGCAUCGAUAUCCAUAAUUGUUAUGCUAAUGGUGAGUGCACCGGUCCAAACACGUGCUCUUGUUAUGAUGGUUGGAAUGGAGAGUAUUGUAUUACAGCAUCAUGCAGCCAAGUGAAUAAUUGUAGCGGACAUGGAUUUUGUUCUAAACCAAAUACUUGUACAUGUGCAGCAAGAUAUACCGGAAGUGAUUGUAGUUUCUGUAAACCUAAUUUUGGGGGACCAUCUUGUCAGCCGUGUCCAGAGUGCAAACACGGGGCUUGCAGUUCUCAAACGGGACUAUGUGAAUGUGAAAACAGUAACUGGGCUGGUUACCUCUGUGAUCGAUGUAAUGAUACUUUCUAUGGACCAGAUUGUUUACCUUUAAUGAAAGUGUUGGAAAUAGUUCCUAGCAGAGGUCAAGAAAAGGGUGGAACGGAUGUUCACGUAUGGGGGCAUAACUUCCCUGAAACAGUGGACGGUUCUUACAACUGUCGUUUUGGAAAAACACAGAGCGUUGGGAAAUGGUUAGCAAGAAAUCACGUUGUGUGUAUUGCUCCUAGGCUUCCAGAAGGGGAGGUUACUCUUGAAAUAUCUCCAAACGGGACUGAAUUUACAAAUGACCAUCUGACAUAUUAUUAUUACUCGACUUGUCCUCCUGCGUUCUGUGGGCGAGAUAUAAACCCACCACGUGGGCAGUGUGUAUUUGGGUCUUGCUCAUGCUACCUGCCUUGGAAGGGAGACAACUGCACAGUCAAGAUACUACCGUUGCUUAUUAAAGACGUACCACAUCUACAAACUGUCAACGAAUCGCAACUUUACAGUCUGCAACUCGAAGUGGAACAGGGAGACAUUCCAGUGCGUUGGUUUCUUUCCAAAGGUCCUCUCGGAGUAACAAUAGACGAAACGACAGGACUGCUACGAUGGCCAAACACAAAAGCCAAUAUUCGCCCAUAUCACAUUGAAGUAAAAGCCUCAAAUAUCAUAAGUGAAGUUACUGUGGCAUGGUCCCUUACGGUUCUUUUAUCAUACACUGUGACCGUUGAGUACAUAGAUCCCAGUGCCGCAAUCUUUCCAGUUCCUCGGACAGUCAACAUUGUUGGUAAAGUGGAAUUUGUCCAGAAAAACUCUUCACGUACUGUUCCUGUUAAAGUAAUCGUGUUCAGUCAGAAAACAAAACGUGAAACUGUGAUUAAUGUAGAAUCCAGCAGUAUCUCGCCAGACACAUUUACAGCCAUGUAUUAUCCUAGACCAGACGAUGCUGGACUUUUCUCAGUGGUAACUAAACAAAUCUCUCAUAUUUCUUUCAAAAAUAACUUUUGA